Onychostoma macrolepis is the source of this 13331-nucleotide messenger RNA. RefSeq names its product heparan sulfate proteoglycan 2 (gene hspg2). The record is from RefSeq and is a predicted model, not a curated record. NCBI's taxonomy places the organism in Eukaryota, Metazoa, Chordata, Actinopteri, Cypriniformes, Cyprinidae. Gene Ontology annotation, molecular function: calcium ion binding; protein binding. The transcript has 89 exons. Bases 442 to 11631 code for a protein of 3729 amino acids.
GGGCAUCGUAUAGCCUACGUUCCGAGUGUCUUUUCGCGUCUGCUGAGCAGACCUCAAAUAUGCUGUCCACCUAGGCAACUCGCUAGGAUUUGAGGUACAGCCAUCGGCAACAGUUCAACAUCAACGCACUGGAGUGAUCCUCUAAGGCAGUGCAUGCUGAACUUUCUGCUGCCCAUAGGAAAGUGGGACCAAGAGAACAAAACGGAUAUUCACAAGUCAACCAUCAGUUUCUCUUCGUGUUAUCUCACAAGGACUCAACAGCAGGCGGAUUUCUUUCUUUUUUGGUAAAUGAAGUCCCACCAAGUGUGGGACGGAGAAGCGACGGCGGCCUUGCUGUAGAAGAAACGCUUUAAACUUUUGCGAAUAUAAUUCUCAGUGGCUUCAAGUGACGGACUUUGAUUUUCCCAGCGGCGUGUUUGGAGUCGUGCUGGGUUGGCAGAAAUGGGGACGAGGAUACGUGCCCAUAAACUCACACUUUUUAUCAUCCCUUUGAUAUUUACGUCGCAUCUGUUUAAUGUAGUUCAGAGCUCUAAAGUGUGGGAUGAGGUGCCCUUUCCAGAGGAAUUAGAAGAGGAAAACAAGCGGCCGGGAGGUUAUGUGGAUGAUGAAGAGUACUAUGAUCCUUCAGGAGAUAUCAGUGGAGAAGAGGAUGGAAGCACCCCUGAGCCAAGCACGGUUGAGCCAGGCGUGCCUAUAACAAUUUACUAUCGGGCGCUGGUGAACUUCACAAACUCAUUCCAGUAUGGGCCUGAACUUGAUGACAUCUACUCUCCUGCUUUUGUUGAGAUAUCAUCUGCUGUCGUCGAUACGCUUGAAUCUGACUACAACAGGAUACCAGGACAGCAGACCGUCAAUGUGGUUCUCAUUAAGAAAAUCGGCAAAGAUGUGUUUGUGGAGCUGGAUGUCGGCUCAGAUAAUAACUCUAAUGAAACACAGAUCAGAGAUGUCCUGUUCUCAGUGGUUAAAGAGGGCACCAUUGCCUCCUACGAUACCUCAGUAAUAGGUUUCCAGUUCAGACGGCUUGGAGAAGCUGAUACUCCCCCUCCUGUGGAGCCCAUCGUUGUGCCAGUGAUUCCCGUUCUCAGAGAAUGCUUGUCUACCGAGUUCAGAUGUCAGGAUGGGCCGUGUAUCCCUCGGGAGUAUGUGUGUGACAAACGGCCUGACUGCAAUGACUUAAGUGAUGAAAUGAACUGUGCUAUUGUUCCUGUACGCCCAACUCCACCUAUGCCUCCUAAAACCAGACCCCCACCUGGCCCGGGACCCUGCCAUGCUGACCAGGCCACCUGUCAGAAUGGACAGUGUAUCUCACGGGACUAUAUUUGUGAUGGCGAAACAGACUGCGCUGACGGCAGCGAUGAGUUCAAUUGUGGAACUCCGUCUCCCUGUGAACCCAAUGAGUUCAAGUGUCAGAACGGCCGCUGUGCCCUGAAACUGUGGCGUUGUGAUGGGGAUAAUGACUGUCAGGACAACUCGGAUGAGAUGAACUGCCCCACUAAAGGUCCAGAGGACACAUGUGCUCCAGAGCAGUUUGUGUGUUUGUCUGACCGCGCAUGCAUUCCUGCCAGUUACCAGUGUGACGAGGAGCCGGACUGUGCUGACCGCUCUGAUGAAUAUGGUUGUGCACCUCCCACUGUGACCGUCCCACCGGAAGAGUCCAUCACGGCAGCGCGGGGCGACACUGUGACCUUCACUUGUUCUGCAAUUGGUAUACCUGUUCCCAUCAUAACAUGGCGUCUUAAUUGGGGACACAUACCAGCCAAUAGCAGAAUCACAAUGACCAGUGAGAAUGGGCGAGGAACGCUCACCAUCCGUGAUGUGAAGGAAGGUGACCAGGGUGCGUACACCUGCGAGGCCAUCAACGCUAAAGGCCUUGUGUUUGCUAUUCCUGAUGGGGUCCUCAGCUUGUCUCAGAGACCAAACCCAGUUGUGUCAUCCUCUCUGUACGCGUUAGCAGGUAACUGCCGUGAUGGACACUUUAGCGUGGGAGAUCACUGCAUGCCAUGCUUCUGUUUUGGCAUCACAAAGCACUGUCAGAGCACCGGUCGCUACCGCAGCCAAAUCACACUGCGCUUCACAGAGGAAGAGGACUUCAAAGGAGUCAAUGUGUCAUUUCCUAGUCGUCCAGGCACACAACCACCUCUUUCCUUCACUCAGAUGUUGAUCAAUUCAGAGAAUGAGUUCCGGCUAGUGGAUCUGUCUCGCCGUUUCCUCGAUCAAGACUCCUAUUGGACUCUGCCUCGCCAGUUCCUGGGCAACAAGGUUGACUUGUAUGGAGGUUAUCUGAAUUUUAAGGUGAAUUACUCACUGCAGCGAGAUGGAUCGGAACCAAAGGAGAAACCUGAUGUUGUGCUGAGCAGCAACGGGCAGAAAUUUAUUUACCGUAGAGGCAACCCCACUUUACCUAACACAAUCAACCAUAGACAGAUCAAGUUUACAGAGGAAAACUGGCAGCACUCCUCAGGACGAGCUGUAACUCGUGAUGACCUCAUGAUGACCUUGGCCAAUUUGGAGAGCAUCCACAUUCGCACCAUUUAUGACAACCGCAUGGUCAGUGUGGGCCUGAGUGACAUCAGCAUGGAUACCACCACCAAAGAGUUCACCCAGCAGGGGAACCCGGGAGACGUGGAGGAGUGCAGAUGUCCUGCUGGGUAUUCAGGCCUGUCUUGUGAGUCCUGCUCCCCUGGUUUCGAGCGGGUACCUGGACCCUACCUGGGUAUCUGUGCUGGCUGCAACUGCAAUGGUCAUGCCAGUGCCUGUGACCCUAUUAGUGGACACUGUCUGAGUUGUCAGCAUAACACCGAAGGACCUCAGUGUGACAAAUGCAAGCCUGGCUACUUUGGUGACCCAAGUCGAGGACGAUAUGAUGACUGCAAACCCUGUCCUUGCCCAUACACAGAGACAUCUCGACGGUUUUCAGAUACUUGCUUCCUGGACCAUGACAACCAGGCAACAUGUGACGCCUGCAGACCUGGUUAUACAGGACGACGUUGUGAGAAAUGUGCUCCAGGAUAUGUCGGCAAACCUCUUCAGCCCAAUGGCCAAUGUAUCCCUGCUCCUAACGUGAUUACCAAGUGUGAUAACAGAGGAACCAUCAAUCCCAUCAGCAAACCAUGCUAUUGCAAGGCCAAUGUGGUUGGUGCUCUUUGUGAUGAGUGUAAGAAUGGCGCUUUUAAUUUGGCGGCUGAUAAUCCUGAAGGUUGCUUGCAGUGUUUCUGUAUGGGAGUGACUAAACAGUGUGCCAGUUCAACCUGGAGUAGAGAUCAGGUUCGAGGUGGUGUCAAUGGCCAGCUCUUCACCCUUUCCAAUGCAGCAAACACUAGGACCAUCUCUGAGGGCAUCAACCAGAGAGUCAGUGCAGAGGUGGUCUACCGAUCCUUCACCAGUAUCCCUAAUGACAUCUACUACUGGGUCCUGCCUCAGAAUUUUAGAGGGGACAAGGUCACAGCAUAUGGUGGAGAACUGCAGUACAGGAUGCGUUAUGAGCCUCAGGCUCGUUCACUAGUGAUUGAUAGACGACCAGAUGUGGUUCUCCAAGGCAAUGGCAUCUUCCUGGAACAUUAUUCACAGACCAAACCACUUCCUAGAGUACCAGCCACCAUCACUGUGCCUUUUAGAGAGUCUGCAUGGAGACGGUCGGACGGACAGCCAUGUACUAGAGAGCACCUGUUGAUGGCUUUGGCCGAUAUCAACAUCUUAAUGAUCAGAGCCACUUAUGCAGACAAUAUGGCUGAGAGCAGUAUCUCCAAUAUACAAAUGGACAUCGCAGUGCCCCACUCUACAGGAAACGAUAGGGCUCUGGAGGUGGAGGAGUGCGCGUGCCCUCAAGGAUACACAGGACCUUCUUGCCAGGACUGUGAUGUCGGCUACACCCGUACACCUGGACUUUAUCUUGGCACCUGUGAGAAGUGUGACUGCCACGGGCAUGCCAGCAGCUGUGACUCAGAGACUGGAGAUUGCUUGAAUUGCCUACAUAACACAGUUGGGCGCCAUUGUGAAAACUGCAUCCGUGGUUUCUAUGGAAAUCCAAAGACUGGAGAUCCACAGGCAUGUAGACCCUGUCCUUGUCUAGGACACUCCAGUAGCCAGCCUUCUUGUUCCUUGGACUCAGAUGGACAGCCCACAUGUGAAUGUCCUGCUGGUUAUACUGGAAGACACUGUGAAAGAUGUGCCCCAGGAUAUACUGGCAAUCCCCAACUUGGACAAAGAUGUAACGGUAAUGAUGAUUGUUAUCGCUGUGACCAAAGUGGUAGCGAAGGAUGUAGUUCAAAUGGAAUCUGUCGCUGCAAGAUGAACGUUGAGGGGUCAACAUGUUCCACUUGCAAGCAAGGGACCUUCUACCUCAGUCCUGCUAACAAAGAUGGCUGCCUGUCCUGCUUCUGCAUGGGUGUCACCCAGCAGUGCUCCAGCUCCAGACAUUAUAGAGAUGUGGUUUCCACCGUUUUCACCCCUAGCAACUACCAAGGUUUUGCUCUUGUAAACCGCCAGCGCACCAACCGCAUUGACACUGGCUUCUCCAUAGAGCUGUCCACAGAUGGAACACAACUCUCCUACACUAACUUUAACUAUCUUGGACAGGAGCCCCACUAUUGGCAGUUACCCAACGCCUAUCAGGGAGACAAGAAGUCUUACUCUGCUCGGACUAGACGAGCACACGAGAGAGACUCAUCAUGGAUAAAGGACCAACUGAGAAAGGACGUCGCUGUAUGGCAGCUAAUGAACGAUAUGGGUAAAGACCUGUUAAGGUCCAAAAGAGUCAUUGAGCACCCUGCUGAUGAAGUACGCAAACUUGAUGAUGAAAUCUGGGCAAUCAUCACUAAUUUCUCCAAUGGGCAGUCUCUCUUCCCUUUCUCUUCAUCCUCUCAAACUUCCCAUUCUUCAUUUGAGGCCCAGAAUUCUCUGUCUCGGUCAAGUGUGCGUGCCCCUUCUUUCCAUUCUGGUUUAACUUCCUCUUUAAGGGCCUCUGAGUCCCAUUCAAACGACCCAGGCCAUUCCUCUCACCCUGAUUCAACUCAGCAGGUGCAACAGGGAAAAAACACUGUUGUUCUCCCUAGAGGUCCACGGCCUGGCCCUUCUAACAAGUAUGUUUUGGUCUACAAUGGUUUCAGCUUGCACCCAGAUGAUGUGCUCUUCUGGCAGCUCCCGGAGCAGUUCAAAGGGGAUAAGGUUGGCGCAUAUGGUGGAAAGCUGAAAUAUACCAUCUCCUAUGUGCCAGGACCCAGAGGUUCUCUAAUAGAAGAUGCUGAUGUUCAGAUUAUUGGUAAUGACAUCACACUGGUGGCACGCCAACCAUGGAGAAGAGGGCAUGGAGCCCAAGAGUCACAGGAGUUUGAGAUUGUUUUCAGAGAGGAACACUGGCAGCGUCCCGAUGGCAUGCCGGCAACCCGGGAACACCUGAUGAUGGUACUCGCAGACCUCGAUGACAUCUUGAUCCGUGCCUCGUAUCACACAGAGAUGCGCUCAUCCAGUAUUUCGGGGGUCCGCAUGGAUAUCGCUGUGCCCAAGUACACUGGCCUGGCCCAGGCUUUGGAGGUGGAGCAGUGCCAGUGUCCUCCUGGUUACCGUGGUCUGUCCUGCCAGGACUGCGCUCCUGGAUACUCUCGCACAGGAGGAGGCUUGUAUCUUGGCCACUGUGAGCCGUGUGACUGUAACGGCCACUCAGACUCCUGUCACCCAGAGACUGGCAUCUGCACGAACUGCCAGCACAACACCAGGGGUGAGCUGUGUGAACAGUGUGCUGAUGGCUUCUUUGGAGAUCCAACUGCUGGAACCCCUGAGGACUGCCAAGCAUGUGCCUGCCCCGGCACUGACCCCAACAACCAGUUCUCUCGUACCUGUGAAAGUCUGGGUAACGGAGGCUACCAGUGUACUGCCUGUCAGCCCGGCUACACCGGCCAGUAUUGUGACCGCUGUGCGCCUGGAUAUGAUGGAAAUCCACAAGCGAGAAUCCCCUGCCGUAGUGUUGCUGCAUCUCUAGUGGUGAAGGUAUAUCCAGAAAGGGUUCAGGUGGCGCAGGGACUUUCAGUCACUCUCAGGUGCCAGGUGACUGGAUAUCCACCACACUAUUUCCAGUGGUCCCGUGAGGAUGGACGCCCAAUCUCCAGCACAGCAGAGAGACGCAGACAAGGAGAGGAGCUGCAUUUUCCCAGUGUGCAGCCCAGUGAUGCUGGCGUCUACAUCUGCACCUGCCAAGACCAGCGCAGCUCCAAUAGAAGCAAAGCAGAAAUUGUUGUUACAACCUUACCAUCCAAACCUAUUGAAGUCUUUAUCGAGGAGCCCAAACUACAGAGUGUGGCGGUGGGAUCUACAGUGAGCUUCAUCUGCACAGCCAAAAGCAAGCUGCCAGCGUACACCCUGGUUUGGACCCGCAAAGGCAACGGCAAGCUGCCUAACCGGGCCAUGGAUUUCAAUGGAAUCCUGACCAUUCAUAACGCGCAGCCUGAGGACGCAGGCAUCUAUGUUUGCACAGGCUCCAAUAUGCUUGGCAUGGACGAGGGCACAGCCAGACUCUAUGUCACAGAGGCUUCUCAGUCACAGAUGUUUUACACAGCCUAUGAGAUGUUUGAAGGACAUAGAAAGCCAACUGAAGGGGCCCAGCCAGUGGCCACAGUAAAUCCACCUGUGCUGACAGUCCAACAGGGCCAGCGGGCAGAGUUCCGCUGCACAGUGACCGGCAACCCCACCCCUGCUGUGGAAUGGAUAGGAGGUCCUGGGAAACGAAUCAGUUCAAAAGCUGUCAUUCGUAACGGGAUGCUGACCAUCCAAUCUGUGGAUCGCUCGGAUGAGGGCGAGUACAUCUGCAAGGCUCUGAACACACAUGGCGAGCACACAGCCCGAGGAGUUCUUCACGUUCAAAGUACAAGUCAACCUCACGGUCUACCCAACGUACAAGUGAGCCCUCCGCGGGUGGAAAUUCACGAGGGUGAGACUUUACGGUUGUACUGCAGGGCCGUUGGCAGUCCCACUCCUGCCCUCACAUGGAAGAAGAGAGGUGGUUCACUGCCGCCACAGGCAAUUCCUUCUCACGGUUUCCAUCAGUUUAAAAGCAACAGUCUCGAUGUGUUACAGAGACGUAUUGAGGAGCUACAGGCCCGCAUGGAGCGCACUGACAUUGGCACUCUCCUCGUACCCAAUAGCAGGUCGUCUGAUUCAGGCACAUAUCUCUGUGUUGGAACCAACACUGUUGGUUCCUCAGAAGCUCAAAUUGAGGUCUUUGUCAGAAGAGGAGAAAUCAUCCCCUCUGGAGUCACCAUCCAGCCCUCUAUUGCUUCUGUAAUGGAGGGAGAGACUCUAGAUCUCAAUUGCAUCGUCCCAGGAACCUCUCCAGCAUCUGUCAAAUGGAGCAGGGAAGGCGGCCUGCUGUCAUCCAAUCAUCAGGUUUUGGGAACUCAGCUGCGGAUCCUGCAGGCCUCGGUAGAUGACAAUGGAGAAUAUAUCUGUCAGGUGGAGGACGGCCCAUUGCCCCGUCGGGCUUCUGUGUCUGUGUCUGUGAUAUCCAGCUCCUCCCGUCUCCAGAGCCCCAUUAUCUCCAUUGAGCCACACAGCGCAGCAGUGAAGCAGGGUGAGUCAGCAAGCUUCAGGUGCAGGGUCCACGGCGGAGCCGAUCCGGUGCGCUUAGAGUGGAAACCCACCAACAACCUACCUCUGCCAGAUAAUGUAAAGAUUGGUGCUGACAAUUCACUCAUGACUAUUACCAAUGCCCAAGCCAAAAACCAGGGCACCUAUCGCUGUGUGGCCAGCAACCUGUUCGGAAUGACCCACAGCAUAGCUUCACUCAUUGUGAGAGAAUCUCCUAAGGCUGUAGUGACCCCUGCAGGACCGAUGCGAAUCAGGGUCGGUGAUCCCAUCAAUCUCGAAUGCCAGGCCGCUGGAGAGCCAAGACCCUCUGUCAGAUGGCACAGACUAGACAACAACCGCAAGACGAUGCUGAGCAGCCCCGUGCCUGCCGAUUCCAGUGCUAUCAUGCAGAUCUUAGUUGCACGGCCGGAAGACAGUGGAACAUAUGUGUGCACUGCACAGAACAACCAGGGCACAACUGAAACUCGAAUAGAGGUGUUUGUUGAAGGAGGGCCUCAGGUGCCCACUGUUCCCCGUGCCAGCGUACGUGAGCCUAUGAUAGUCGUGGUAGAGAGUUCAACUGCAACACUUCAUUGCGAUGCCCAUGGAUUCCCAAAGCCCACCAUCACGUGGUCUAAAGAACGGUCUUCUCUCCCUUGGAGACACAAGAUUGUUGACAACAGCUUGGUCUUACCUAAUGUGGGCCGUCAGGACUCUGGUCAAUAUGUCUGCAACGCCACCAACCACAUGGGCACCAGUGAAGUCACCAUCAUGCUGGAAGUAGACACCCCACCCUAUGCCACUUCCUUGCCCGAUGACGUGUCCGUGCGAGUGGGUGAAGUAAUCCGACUGCAGUGCCUGGCCCAUGGCACUCCGCCCCUGCGUUUUGAGUGGACUAAGGUCAAUGGCAGCUUGCCUCCUACUGCUCAGCAGCAAGGAGGAGACCUCCAGAUCAACCUGGCCAAGGAGAGCGAUGCUGGGACGUACAAGUGUGUUUCCAGCAACAAGGUUGGAAAGAGUGAAGUGCUGGCCAGAGUCUCUGUCCGAUCACCCCUGUCAGUGAAAGUGUCCCCACAGGUGGAAGUGAAGGCUCUGGGCAGCGCUGUGGAGUUUACCUGUGCUGCUAAAGGAGGGUCUCACGUUGAGAUUGAAUGGCUGAAGGAGGGGGGAGUUCUUCCACCAAAUCAUCACAUUAAAGACGGAGUGCUCAGAAUUGAGAACCUUGAGCAAAGCAAUGAGGGAAUCUAUACCUGCAGAGCUACAAGUCUGUUUGGACAGGCUCAGGACAGUGGCAAACUCACCAUUCAAGCUCUACCCAAAGUGAUGAUCAACGUGCGCACAUCAGUACAGACGGUGAUGGUGGGCAACUCAGUGGAGUUUGAGUGCCACGCGAUCGGUGACCCUGAGCCCGUGGUGCGCUGGAGUAAAGUGGGAGGCUCUCUUCCCAGUCAUGUGAAAAUAAGCGGGAACCUCCUGAGGAUUGAUCACGUGGUCGAAUCUGAUUCAGGACAGUACCGCUGCACAGCCACUAAUAAUGUUGGCUCGGAGUAUAACCAGGUGGUCCUUAAUAUCCAGUCCUUGCCUCAGAUUUCUGCACAGCCUGAGUCAAAAGAAGUAACUGUUGGCUCUGAUGCGGUCUUGCCAUGCAUUGCAUCUGGAUACCCAGUCCCAACCAUCACAUGGUCAAAGGAGGAGAAUGAUUUGCCCCCUAAGUGCAGACAGGAUGGCCAUGUCCUGACAGUCCCUGGUGUCACACACACAGAUGCAGGAACGUAUGUGUGUACGGCUGCUAACAAGCAAGGAAAAGUUGAGGCCUUCACCAGACUCGUUGUUCAUGAGAGAGUGAUGCCCUAUUUUACCCAGGAGCCACUCUCAUACCUCACACUCCACACUAUCAAAAACGCCUACCAUGCAUUCAGCAUCAAAAUUACCUUCAGGCCGGACAAUGUUGAUGGGCUCAUUUUGUAUGCCGGUAUGAUUCUCUAUAAUGGACAAAAGAAGACUACCGGCGCUGACUUUUUAUCUUUUGGAUUGGUGGGUGGCCGUCCUGAAUUCAGGUUUGAUGUAGGCUCUGGUAUGGCAACUAUUCGUUAUCCUACUCCCAUUAAACUGGGCGAGUUUCACACAGUGAAGCUGUAUAGGAAUGAGACUCAGGGCUCUCUUGUUGUGGAUGGAGAAGCUCCUAUAAAUGGAACCUCACAGGGAAAAUUCAAGGGUCUGGAUCUGAAUGAGGAUCUUUUUGUGGGCGGUUAUCCAAACUACAGCAUGCUUGCUAAAACUGCAGGCCUCAAGACAGGGUUUGUCGGCUGUAUCAAGCAGCUGAUUAUCCAAGGUGAAGAGGUCAUUUUCAAGGACCUUGAUAAAAGUUCCACUGGAGUUUCGAAUUGUCCCACUUGCAAGGAUCGCCCAUGUCAGAAUGGUGGCGUAUGUGAGGACUCUGCCCCCAGUCUCUACAAAUGCAGUUGCCCAAGAGGAUUCACAGGGAGCAACUGUCAGCAUCACUCUUCCCUGCACUGUCACACAGAGGCCUGUGGACCAGAUGCCACUUGUAUUAACCGACCCAAUGGUUUGGGCUAUGACUGCCGCUGUCACUUGGGCAAGUCUGGAAACAAGUGCAUGGAUGGUACUCUGGUAACAACUCCAUUGUUUGAUGGAGACGAGUCUUAUAUUGCAUAUCCUCCUCUUACUAAUAUUCAUAACGACCUCCGGAUUGAGAUGGAGUUCAAGCCCAUGGAUUCAGAAGGGCUGAUGUUCUUUAGCGGAGGCAAAAAGAUGAAAGUGGAGGACUUUGUGACGUUAUCCAUGGUGGACGGACAUGUCGAGUUCCGAUACGAACUUGGUACAGGUCAAGCUGUUCUGCGCAGUCAGGAGCCCGUUUCUCUGAGUCAGUGGCAUCGCGUGGUGGCGGAACGGCUUAAUAAGGACGGCUCCUUGAAGGUGGACCAUGCACGAGAAAUCACAAGAUCCUCUCCAGGCAAGGCCCAGGGCCUUAAUAUCCACACAUCCAUGUAUCUGGGAGGAGUGCCCAGCAUGGACAUCUUGCCCAAACCUGCCAAUGUUAGCAUGCUGUUUGAUGGAUGCAUAGGAGAGGUCUUCAUCAAUGGAAAGAAGUUGGAUAUAUCAUACAGCUUCACUGAAAGCAGAGCCAUCAGCCAGUGUAAAGAUGGCAGCCCAUGUGACCGCAGGCCUUGUCUGCACGGAGGCACCUGUAUGGCCAGUGCUGAGUACGAGUACCAGUGCCUCUGCGCUGAAGGAUACGAGGGUGACCGUUGUGAAAUAGUGAGGAAGAGCUGUCGAGACUCCUCUCAGUGUCAGAACGGUGGCAGCUGUGUGAAUAACCACUGUGUGUGUCCCGCCGGCUACACAGGCCGGCACUGUGAGAAAGGGCAGGAGUCCAGCUUCACCGAGGCGCUGUGGAAUUUGGAGGGUAGUGGGGGAAAUGACUCUCCUAUUGAAUAUUCAGCAUAUUUCCACGAUAAUGGAUAUCUGGCCCUUCCAAAGCCCAUGUUCCCACGAAGUGCUCCUGACUCUCCAGAGACCAUCGAGUUAGAGAUCAACACUGUCUCUAAAGACGGCCUCAUCCUGUGGCAGGGAGUGGAGCCUGCAGGCGCUCUAAGCCUCCGUAAGAAGCAUGCUAGUAUAAAGGAACUGGGAGGUCAAGGAAAGGGGAAGGACUUCAUAAGUCUUGGUUUACAAAAUGGACAUCUUGUGUUUAGUUACCAGCUGGGCAGUGGAGAGGCUCAGAUUCUCUCCAGAGAGCCUGUCAAUGAUGGACAGUGGCACAUGAUCACUGCAGUCCGAACGGGUAAGCAGGGCUACCUCCAGAUCGAUGGAGGAUCUGUCCAACGUGGACAAUCACAAGGCAAAAGCAUCAUGGUGAACACCAAGGGCAACAUAUAUCUGGGUGGAGCUCCAGACAUGAAAGCAUUGACCAGUGGGAAGUACUCAUCAGGUAUCACAGGCUGCGUGAAGAAUCUCUCUCUGAUGAACGCUCGACCAGGAGAACAGCCAGCGCGACCUAUCGACCUGCAGGUCCACGCAGAGGAGGGCAUCAACGUGGAGCGCUGCUUAACAUAGACGCAGUACUAAAACACUAGCAGAGACUACAGAAAAAGACCCCUCAUCCACAUUCACACUGAGAAACCUGCAUUUCUCAAACGCUUACAGGACAAACUACAGUCACACUUUAAGAGACACACACUGAUAUGUGUUUCUUGGUGCUUCACCGCAACCGAAAAAACACACAAGAAAGGAUUCUGUGCUCUGUGCUGCGUUAAACCAAAAAACAAGAAAGAAAAAAUUAUGAUAUUAACAAGUCUUCAAUUUUUCAGUGUUUUAUGCUCAAUGAAGGACUUAUUAACACAGAAGCUCAGUUUACAUACUCCGAACAGUAGCUUUUUAGCCAUGAGAAAAAGAUGACAAAAAAGGUUGAAAAAUAAACGUGAUGAGCCUUCUACGGUGGGUCAGAUCCUAUGGAAUCGGAGAUGUUUUUACAGCACUGAAUUUUUAUUUAUAAGCAUAUUAAUCUAUAUAUAUUAUAUUUGUGGGGGGAAAUGCAAGCUAACAAAUAACCUGCUCAUUUGUUUUCCUAGCAGUGAUUCUAGGCUUUAAUAAUGCGUGUCUGAGGUUUAGUGCCCGAGCUGUGUUAAUACUUGAAGACUCCGCAGCCUUCUUUUACUCUGAGGGCCGGUGGGGGCGAGCAUGCUUAGAUACCAUAAGGAACGGGUCUCUGUGGGGUCACAGCACAGAACACAUCAAGACGCAUCUCAGGUGAAGAUUGUUGCUAAAACACACAAAUUGGGAGAUCAUAUAUAUGGUGUCGACUGCAUAUAUUUGAAAUGACAUGCCUUCCAUGCUUGGAAACAUUGUUAUGUCUGGUAAAUGUGUCUGGUAGUAUUAAAAAAAAAAAACGUGGUGCUAAAUUCAGACAUGACAAAGGCAACAAAACAAGCACAUAAUCAUAGUUUCAGUUUCUUGUCAUUUUUGCUUCUCUGAAUGGGUUGUAAGAAAUAAAAGCCGCAGCUUUACAAUAAAAUAAAACACUGUUUACUGAUUACAAUCCCUCAAGCCAAAGUACUGAGACAAGUUCAUAACAGAGGAUGUGUUAUCUCUAAAUAGUGGAAUAUUUUGACAUUGUGUUUUUGUUUAAUAACAGAUUUAGAAUUAUUAAAAAUCUCAUAGUGGAUGACAAAUGUUACAUAAAAUCACACUGCAGCAGUUUUAAAUGUUUAGAAAGUCUUUUUAUUUUUACAGUCUUAUCUAUUUCUCACAGUUUUGCUGUUAACAACCACACUAACAUAUUAUUUUGCAUGACUGAUUUGUAUUGAGGUGUCUUUUUCCAUUACAUUCAUAUUCUAUAGGAGUCUUACAGUGUACAUUGAACAAAAGAGGAAAUGUGUGUCAUCUUCAAGGUCCUCCAGAGGGUUAAUGGAGAACUGACUCAUCUACAGCAAACCAUUUCGGUUUAUUAUCUCAAUCAGAAUGUGCAAGAAGUGAUUCUUUGUGGUUGUUCUCAUUGCAUAGAGAAAUGAAUGUGAGAACAGACAGAAUACAAGGUCUACAGUGAAAAUACUGCUUAGUGAAACCCCUCUUUUAUUAGUGCUGUGACUUGGAGCUCUAAUGAACAUGCUCGCCCACAUGGGCCAGAUAGGGGUCAAAGGUCACUUUGGCCCCCUUGUGUCUUUUUCACCGUUUUAUAUGACUGAGGCUUGUCUGUUAAUUUUCUUUUAAAAAAGGAGCAUUACUGCUUAAUUAAAGUUGCUUUACUUUUAUUAUUA